Zeugodacus cucurbitae (melon fly) is the source of this 6224-nucleotide messenger RNA. RefSeq lists its product as uncharacterized. The coding region runs from base 888 to 3587 and encodes 899 amino acids. Lineage: Eukaryota; Metazoa; Arthropoda; Insecta; Diptera; Tephritidae. Gene Ontology annotation, cellular component: endoplasmic reticulum-plasma membrane contact site; plasma membrane; endoplasmic reticulum membrane. The record is from RefSeq and is a predicted model, not a curated record. The transcript is spliced from 9 exons. Gene Ontology annotation, molecular function: sterol transfer activity; sterol binding. Gene Ontology annotation, biological process: intracellular sterol transport.
CCAACAACGCACAACGGAAAAAUUUCGCAUAAAUAUUUAGAGAGAUUUAAAAAAAAUCUCAAAAACAAAAAAAUUGUAAUAAUAAAAAAGCAGAGACACGCAUUUUGCGUAUAAAAAACAGCGUUCGGAAUUCUUUCGCAAAAUGUGUGAACUUCUCUCUAAUAAUUGUGUGGGAAAAUCUGUGUAGAGUAAACAAGAAAGAACAAAUAAAGUGAACAACGCCAAAUACUAUACUGAUAAAAACUGAUGCAGUGUCAACAACAGCAAAAGUGGCAUACAUAUGGAGUGAAGAAGCAAUAAGCAAAACAAAGUGAAAUAAAUUUAAACUAAAAUAAAAUAUUGUUUUUAUAAAUUACAGUUUUAUAUAACUUUAUAUAACAAAAGUGCAACUAAAACAAGAAAUCAGCAGUGUUUAAUACUUAUUUGGUCUACAAUGCAUAGCCAUAAAGCGCUGUCAGCUGUCAGUUGACAAAUUGUGCGCGCUGCGUCGGGCAUAUAAGCAAUGAGCAGCGCGUUGCGUUUUAUUCCAAACUCAAUCAGCGACAUGCGGCCAAAACGCCGUGAAAGCGUUAACAAAUGACUGAUCGCGCGACCGUGCGCCGGUGAGGGAAUGAGUGCGCGCGUGUGUGGGUGAGACCAAAAACAGCAUUGUUUGCCUAAGAAUUGGUGCGUCUGAUCGAUCGAUCGACCGAAUGUUCGGCGCGUGUUUAUCAUAUUUAAUUAGCUCAUAACGCCCCUAAUAAAACGCGUCAAAAAGCAACAAAAAAAAACAAUAACAAAUUUCGAUAAAAAAUCCAUAAAAAGCCUCAAAUAAACUUUAUGAAAUUGUAAAUAAAUAAACGCAUAAAUAACUGCACAAACAAAAAAUGGCAACAAUUUGACAGCCAAUGAUGCAUGACAGUUUGUUUGGCCAAGUAGCAGCGUUGAAUUGUCGCAUAAACACAAACUCCAGAAAUACUAAAGACUCGACAUUAAUUAUGACGCACGCCCUACAAAACUCCACCGCCGACGCUGCGUUGCUGCCGCGCAAUUGCUCCGAUUCGCAUAUAGCGCGCUUGAACGCACAGAAGAAUCCCUCAAAACUGUUUCUUAUCAAGUCCUACAGCUUCAUCGAUAAGUCGCAGCGUAAACAUGCGUUGCCGCCAAAGACUAAGCAGCCGUCUGACGAUUUUCCGAGUUUACGUCAAAUAGACGCGCUAUUGCUCGACGGCGCGCACGCAAAAUCGCAAGCGAAACCCAAAAAUUUAGAAAAUUCAACAAAUGCGAAACUGAAAAAAUGCAAAGCGCCAACAACCGAUUCGGAUGAUGAGGAUUUCCGCGGUUUGCUGCGACAUCCAUCCGUCAUUGUGGAGGGUGUGGUGAGUGAAAUGCAUGUGCGCCCCAAAUCGAUGCCGAGUGCGAGCACGCGGAAGCCGCCAGACCCGGCGGCGCCAUCGCACACAGAGAAAUCAGACAAAAAAUCCAACAAAUCCCAACAGAAUGGCUUUAAACGCGAGUCGUUCUUACGUCACAGCCUGCAAUCGAUACGCCGCAGCUUCAGCGCGCACAAGCGGUUUCCCGGUUUCGGGCAUAAUGCCACAAACUCAGCGAAAACUUGCACAUCCUCAACAUCAUCGUCAUCAUCAACAUCGUCGACGACUUCAACAUCCUCCAAGUCCUCCUCCACCACCUCAACGGCGUCGGCGGACUCAAGCCACGCGUGCAGCAACGGAAAGUCGUUUAAAAAAAGUAAAAAUGUUGGCAUUACCAUAACGGUGAAUGGCAAUACCGACGCCCAUUGGGCGGAGGAGGAUGCAAACGCAAUUGGCAACUGUGAUAUUGAGGCGCGCAAGUUGAGGACGAGCGGGAAGCACUUAUGUAAAAGCGUCAGUACAUUUGCUGCAGCUCCCAACGAUUCUACUUCCAUGGCACCAUUGCAAAGUCACGCUGAAACGCAAAGUGUCACAACAUUGAAUUUGCAGGACAAAGAAACCUCGCCGAACGGCAGCAACUCGAGCAGUUCGAGCAGAACGCAAAAACAAAAGCAACAGCAACAACAUAAGCGGCAAAGCUCAAAUCAAAGUGAUAACUUCAAAACAGCCUAUUCGACGACAACAUCGGACAGUUCCAAACAGAACAAUUCGAAUAAUUAUCGAAGCGAAGGCGGCGGAUCGUUGAACCCAAUAGCGCCAAGCGGCUCCACAACCAGCAUACGCAGCGUAAGUGCCGUCACCAACACCACGGCGAAGCAUGAGCAAUCGACAGCGGCAGCAACGGCUGCUGCCGCCGCUACCACAGCGGUGCCUGCCGAGAAGGAAAAGAAGCGCAAAGAGGUCUCCAGUUCACGUGUGAAGAAAUUCCAUCGACACUUUACGCAGGUCUCCAAAGAUGAGAAGCUCAUCAAUUAUUUUUCCUGUGCGCUUGUUAGUGACAUACUGCUGCAGGGACACCUUUAUAUAACAGAUCAGCAUUUUGCAUUCUAUUCAAAUGUAUUUGGUUAUGUUACCAAGGUUGUCAUACCCACGUCGUCCGUGACGAAAAUCUCCAAAGAGAAAUUGGCAAAAAUCAUACCGAACGCCGUGGGUGUUGCCACCGCCGAUGAGCGGCAUGUCUUCGGUAGUUUUAUGAGCCGCGAGGCCGCCUUCCGUCUAAUGUGCAGCGUUUGCCCGCCAUUAGUACCCAUUGAAAAUCUUCCAAAAGCACCCGCAGACAUAGAAAUUUCCGAAGAAUACUCAAUUGAGGACGACAGCAGCUGUUCCAUCAGCGGCAAUGAGAGUCCACCGCAAGCGCUAGGCGCACCGAUCGCAGGCAAUGCUGGCGCCAUAGAUGAACUGGGUCAAACGCUGAUACGCCGCAAUGUAGCUGGUUCCAGUGUGAGCAUCGCCGAUGGCACCGCAGCAGCAAAUCAAAACCAACGACAUUCCGAUAUUCCAAUAGAUGCCAAAGAAGCAGGCGGCGCUUUCUCCAACUCAAAUUUGCGCGCCUCAGCGCCACCCUCGUCACGUUACAACUCCAAUAACGGCAAAACUGCCAGCGGCGCAGACGGCGGUACGCCAAAUGCCAACACCGGCUGUGGUGAGGGCAUUGCGACCACCGGCAUUGCGCUCAUCGUGACCGGCGCCAAUACGUCGGGAUCGUCGUCACCCACGCCGUCAACCUCUUCCUCGCUACCCGUCACAGUGAUGGCCAGCACACCGAAAUCAGCGGCGCACGCGGCUGUGUCGAGCUUUAAGACGCUCACGCAGAAGGCGUUGCUGCGCUUGAAAUUCCCCACGGAAUUACAUGUCGUCUACUUGGGUGUGCUGCUCACCAUGGUGUUGGCGUUGUUCUCCGUUUUUCUGCUCUACCGAAUACUCGACAUUGAGGCGAAAACGAGCGCAUACCGCUCGCCAACCGAAUUCAACUGGCGCGCCGGCACCGAUGACGAUAUAUUCGCCGAGGCUUUGCGUUGGCAAAAGGAGCUGCAAGCUAAAAGCACUGAAGAAGCUCAAGAUAUACUUACACACAAUUUGGAGCAGAUUGCCAAGGUGCGUCGCAGCUUAGAGACACUCUCAAUGUUGAUCCAUGACAGGAGCUCAGCUUACGAACAGCGCGACGAAAGUGACUGAAUUUAUAUUUUUAAUUAAUUUUAAUAACAAUUUAUAACUGUAAAAGGAAAGGGCUAACAACCUUUCACACACACACACACACACACACACACCCAUACAUACAUACUAUAUAGUUACAACAUACUCUUUAAACAGAUAAACUACGAUUAAAUUAGCGAAGUUAUAAUUAUAAUUAAUGUAAUGAAAUAAAUCCAUAAUAAGCAUAAAUACAUACAAACGGAAGAAGAGAAGUAGAGAGAGAGAGAGCAGUUGGAAGGCAUAAAGUAAAAGAGUGCGACAGUGGCGGGCAAAGAAAGCAGUUUAGAGAGUUAAGGCACAACAGUUGCAAGCUUUGAAGCUUUGAAAAGUAAAGUGAGUGAGUUUCAAAACGUACAAUACUGCGAAGCAAGUGCAUAUAAAUUUAUUUUGAAAUGUGUUUUCUGUCAAUUUAUUAUUUAUUUAAUUGUUAAUAAUUUUUCCUAAACAAUUCUCUGCAUGUGUGGCUGUGCGCUCAAGUCAAACUUACAUGGUUCCUAUUUAACGGUUAAAGUAUUACUUUUGGUAUUGUAGAGUCAUGCUUAUGUGCCAAAGAUAUUUUGGAGAGUUGAUAUCUGUACUGCGUAGAACCGCGAGUUGCAAGGAGCUAAAUUGUACUUUCUCCCACAAUUUACACAUUUCAAAGUGGAUUAGGGGCAAUUUAUGUCGAGAUUAAGCGAGAGUGGGUUUGAAAAAAUCGGUUAAUAUGUAAAAUUGCAAUUUAAUUUAAUAUUUGCUGCAUAUUUUAGGCACCAGUUAAGUAGAAUAAGUAUUAAAGAAAGGAAAAAAAAAUAUAUAUUUUCCACUUAACCCUUAUGUGCAACAGAUAUAAAGUAAAGUGUUGACUCAUAGUAAAAUCUGUGGUCAGCAUAAAUUUGGAAUUUGAAUUUUGCAGAAAUUUUUAUUAUUAAAAAGUUAUUAUUAUUUAGAUUUUUGCCGAUUUCUCGCUUAACUUAACUCUUAUGUGCGCCAGAUUUUUACUAAAGUGCUGACUCAUAGUAAAAUCUGUAGUCGGCAAAAAUUUAUAAUUUGAAUUUUUGAGAAAAAUUUAUUUAUAAAAUUUUAUUACUAAAAAAAAAUUUUUAUUUUUUGUAUGCCGAUUUUUUCACUUAACUUACUUAACCCUUGUUUACAUUUUUAAAAAUAUUUUGCUUUUUCGAAGAAAAAAUUUAUUCAAAAAUAACUGCUGCGCUGCGCCACUGUUGCCAAUGCAUUAAUAAAAAAUUAUAAACUCUAAUUAAGCAAUUAUAGUAUUUUUUAACUAAAAACCGCAAAAGUAGUUUAUUAUUAAGCGAGCGCUAAAAGCAACUAUAAGUGUUAAAGUAAAUAAUAUCUAUCACUGAAAAAAAAAAUAAAUUACAAAUAAACAAAAAAUUAGCCAAGUUGGGUAGCAGUAAAACGCUGGCAAUUUAAAAAAUAUUACAACAACAACAAAACAAAUAUUAAAAAAAAAAAUUAAAUGAAAAAACUUUCAUUAACCAAACAAGACAAGCUGGGACAUGGUGCAAUGUUGGAAACGCACGUGACCAACGCCAGCGUAGGCGCAGACGCAGACGCGGCGUGGCACGCGUUCUUCAAAAUUAUUAAUAUCAUAAAGCCAAUUUUCAUGUGCAAAGCAAAGCGUUUAGUAUUACAAUAAAAAAAAAAAAAUUCCAGAAAAACAGAAAUUCAAACUCAUUUCGGCGCAUUAACCCUCGUUUACACCAGCAGAAUAGAAAUGUAUAAAAAAUGUGAAUAAAUAUAAAGAUUAUAAAAAUUCAAAAUUAAAACUUCAUUGCAUGCCAUUUCCCUGUCCCCUCUUUUUUACGCAGCAGAAUUGCUAUUGAACCUUCACUUUUAGCCGCUUUUCAUUUGCUAGUGUACUACUCUGCUUUUUUUGCACACAAACAACAAGAAGGUGUUGAAGGAAGUGUUGAAGAAGAGAAAUACCCCAAAUAAAAUUAAUUUCGCAUGAAAAUCGAGCGCGAAGUUUACCCUGUGAUACAAAUAAACAAAAAAACAUACAUAUAUCCAGAUAUAUAUGUAUGUGUGUAAUUUUUAUUUACAUUGAGUAAGAAGUUUAAUAUUUGCGAUUUAAAUUGGAAAUCUUUAAAUGUUAGCUGAAAUAUUUUUAAGUAAUUUUUUUCUAAUUUUGAAUUUAUUAUAUAAAUUUAUAAAAUUGCAUUAAAAUUAUUAUAAAAAAAAAAAUUAUAAAAUAAGUUCGUUAAUUUUUUUAUUUUAUAUAAUUUUUAUUUUUGUUUUUAAAAAUUAUUGUCAAAUAAAUAACGGUCGAUAUACCGUCGCUGGCAAUUAGGAAUUUAUUAGUUGUAAUUUGCAAAUAUUUCCGCAAACAAAUUAAGCGUUUAAUUGCAGUAGAUAAUUAAGUAGUUGUGAUUCUUUAAUUCAUUACAUCCCUCACUCCAACCCCCACACCUGCUGCUUUCCUUCUGCUUUGCGCUUUCGAUACUCUUUUGAAUUAACCUUUAAGCUGAUACUAAAUGCUAAGAAAUAUUUAAAAUAAAAUAAAAUUAAAUAUUAUUCUUAAAUUAUUUGUAUUUAUUAUCGUUGUAAUUAAAUGUACUUGUACUUGUAUGUAUAUUUAGUGCAAAUGUGAACGAAACUAAAACAACUAAAAGUAAUCGA